Molecule: messenger RNA, 702 nt
Organism: Colletotrichum graminicola M1.001
Lineage: Eukaryota; Fungi; Ascomycota; Sordariomycetes; Glomerellales; Glomerellaceae
Exons: 2
Coding region: 1-702 (233 amino acids)
Source: RefSeq, a predicted model, not a curated record
AUGACUGACGUUGCGAAGACCUUCCAAGAGCAUAACGUCAUCCCGGAUGUCCUCCCCGCAGGGACGAAGAUCCCGUACAACCUCGGCGUGCACUGGCCGGCCGUCAGCCUCCGUACCCCGGCAGAGAGGCUCCAUAGAGAUCGAGUUCAAGAGCAGCCGAAAGUGACGACAAAUUUCAAGCCAGACGAUGCAUCCCGAGGUGAAUACGUCCUGCUCAUGGUCGACCCGGACCUUACACACUACAACGACGGCACCUUCGGCCAGGUCCGGCACUGGCUCGUCGCCAAUGCGACACUAAACAACGCGGGCGACGUCCUCGUCGACGACGCAGACGGCGCCGUCGCCGUCUCCCCGUACGUCGGCCCCGCGCCCCUGGCCGCACACCUGAUCGGCGUCGGCGCCCGCCCGUCCCGGUACACGUUUCUCCUGCUCCGGCACGCCGGCUCGUCCGCCGCCACCCCGCCGGCGGCGCUGGACGCGGCGACGCUGCGCGGAGAGUAUGCAGGCGACGCAGGCGCGCUCGGCGGCGACGCGCAGCACAUCGUCGACCGCAUGGGGUUCGACACGCGGGCGUUUAUCGAGACGAAUGGGCUCGAGGUCGUCGCGGCGACCUUCAUGUUCGUCGAGGGCAACGUCAAGAGCAGCCUGACGAACGCGGAGCUGCUGGUCUCGGGGGUUGCGCAGAAGGCCGUCGGAUUGUGA